GCUGACAGCUUGCUGGUGCUCUGUUGUUCAGUACAAAUUGGAGGAAACUAAAUCGGCGAAACCCCGAGGAUAACUUAAUAUUAUUUUAAUCAAUAAUUUGAUUUAAAAGAAAAAUACUUGUUGUCGACGUACUAAAAAUAUAUUUGUGAUAGCUUAAUGCGGGGGUGACGUCGAUUGCUAGAGCAAACCCUUAUUUAGAAGUAAACUAUGCUAGCCCCGCAAGCUAACUAGCUAUCGAGUCGUCGCCUCCUUCAUGGGUUUCUUCUGUUGAGCCUCCCCGGGCUUGUUCUAGAGCAACGAGGCAAACUAUUUAUGCCAUCAGCCAGGAACUCGGAUUAUAUCAUGAGUGGGACGAGCUGCAAAGCUAACGGAGCGGUGUACCCGGCCUCAUCAACAAUGAUGAGCUCCCUGAAGAAGCCGAAGAUGGAGCAAAUUCAGGCCGACCACGAGCUCUUCCUACAGGCUUUUGAAAAACCAACUCAGAUUUACAGAUUUCUCCGCACAAGGAACUUGAUUGCACCUAUAUUUUUGCACAGAACGCUUACUUUUAUGUCUCACAGGAAUGGCCGAACAAACACCCGCAGGAAAACAUUCAAAGUGGAUGAUAUGCUGCAGACUGUUGAGAGGAUGAAAGUGGAGCAGGAUUCGCCAAGUUUGUCUUCACACCUGCAGCUAACUUUUACUGGGUUCUUCCAUAAGGAUGAAAAGCCAUCCCAGAAUUCAGAAAAUGAACAAACUUCUGUGUCUUUAGAGGUGCUACUUGUCAAAGUCUGCCAUAAAAAACGCAAGGAUGUCAGCUGUCCUAUAAAGCAAGUGCCUACAGGUAAAAAGCAGGUGCCUUUGAAUCCUGACAGUAACCAAACCAAGCCUGGCUCCUGCCCUUCCUUAUUGGUCCCCAGCAAUGAGUUUGAGCCCAGCAACAGCCACACGGUGAAGUCCUAUUCGCUCCUCUUCAGGGUGUCGCGCACAGGGAAACGAGAAGCCAACGGUCUGGUUUAUGGAGAAACUAAUGAGAAUAUUGAUAUUACAGAGACUCCCAGUAGAAAGAAGAGAAGUUCGUCUCAUAGGGAGGAAGGAGAAACGAUGGAGACGUAUGUAGCACAGAUGACUGUCUUUGAUAAGAACAGAAGACUGCAGCUUCUUGACGGCGAGUAUGAGGUUUCAAUGCAAGGCAUGGAGGACAGUCCUGUGAGCAAGAAGAGAGCCACGUGGGAAACCAUUCUUGAUGGGAAGAGAGUACCACCGUUUGAGACUUUUUCUCAGGGACCCACAUUACAGUUCACGCUGCGUUGGACUUCCGAUUCCAGUGGAAAGUCCACCGCUCCUGUGGCCAAGCCGCUCGCCACUCGCAACUCAGGCAGCACCAGCCCCAUGGAGACAAGGACCAGCCACCACCGAGCCGCCCUCAUGGCCUUGAAGGAGUCGGUCAGCGCAGACAUUCAGAUGAAGAAAGAGCUGGUGCCAUGCGAGCCCCGCCAGAAGAUCCGGAUAUUUUAUCAGUUCCUGUACAACAACAACACGCGGCAGCAGACCGAGGCGAGAGAUGACCUGCACUGUCCCUGGUGCACUCUGAACUGCAGCAAACUCUACAGCCUGAUCAAACACCUGAAGCUCUCCCACUCCCGCUUCAUCUUUAACUACGUGCCUCACCCCAAAGGUGCACGGAUAGACGUGUCCAUCAACGAGUGCUACGAUGGCUCGUAUGUUGGCAACCCUCAGGACAUUCACAGUCAGCCAGGCUUUGCUUUCAGCCGCAACGGCCCGGUGAAGAGAACUGCUGUCACUCAUAUUCUGGUUUCCAGACCCAAGAGGACCAAACCAAGUCUGUCAGAGUUCUUGGAGUCUGAGGAUGGAGAGUUGGAGCAGCAGAGGACUUAUGUAAGUGGACACAACCGGCUGUACUUCCACAGCGACAGCUGCAUGCCUCUGCGGCCCCAAGAGAUGGAGGUGGACAGCGAGGACGAGAGAGAUCCAGAGUGGCUCCGAGAAAAGACCUCCAUGCAACUUGAUGAGUUUACGGAUGUCAAUGAAGGAGAAAAGGAGGUGAUGAAGCUGUGGAACCUCCAUGUGAUGAAGCAUGGCUUUAUAGCCGACAACCAGAUGAACCAGGCGAUCAUGCUCUUCGUGGAAAAUCGCGGCGCUCACAUCAUCCGCCGCAACCUCUGCCGCAAUUUCCUCCUGCACCUAGUGAGCAUGCACGACUUCAACUUGGUGAGCACCGCCACCAUCGACCGAGCGAUGGCGCGCCUGCAGCAGAUCCAGGACGAGCUGCCGGACGGGGAGGCGCUGAGGGAGCAGGCGCUGGCUUGCAACGGCAGUGCUGCCCCUUCCAGCGGGGGGACACAAGGAAAGAGGACAAAAAGUGUGCUGACAGACUGAUGAAAGCUACCAGGAUGGAGUGAUUAGCGUCUGUUUGACUUCAAAUGUAACAAACAUUUAGCAGCCUUCUGUUGACGGGGAAAGAGUUGGACCUGAUGCAAACCAGUGUUCAAGGUAAACACGUUUCUGAAACUCAAAAACUGAACCAAAUAUGAACUAUUUUAGAGUAACUGGCCCACAGCUUCUCCAAUCAGGAUAUGAGGACUGAGAGAUGCAGGUGGGUCCUACAUCAUGUGCAUUUUGCUGGAGCCACUGAAGCCUCCAGUUGGUUCUCUGAAUCAGUGACGGCUGCCUUCGGUAUGCUGGAAUAAUGUACAUCCGUGUAAAGACUGCAGUUCAAACUGUACUCCAAACAUUGUCACUGUUGAUUAUUUGUGCACACAUGCAUUGUUGCAAGCGCAUCUUUUUAGCUCGUCAUUUUGGCACUUGCCCUCCGUAUUUUGAAACUACCGUUAAAAAAGAAUAACUAAAUAAAUCUUGAGCAAACAUUGAGAAUAUUUUUUUUACAUCAGAGCAACAACUUUUGUCUCUUUGGUGUAAAAAAUACGAAGGUACUUUACAGGAACGUCUAAUCCUGCCUAAAGUGAAUUUCCUUUAGGACUCAAGAGGAAUCAGUUAAUUAUGAGCCUUCUUAUCAUUUAGAGUGGAUUCUGGGCAAAACCUUUCAUUCAGAUUAGAAUUCCUGCAACUGCAAGCCACUCAAAUCUAAAUAAAUCAAGUUUGGGGGAGUUUUUCCUUUUUUUGGCAACCAACAACACAUUCUACUCUGCAUCGUGCAGAGCAACGAUUGACCCUAAAGAGAUGUAUGCUAGUUCUUCAUAUGGUCACAAAAGGUAUUUACUUUUCCUUUCACGUCUUUUUUUUUUUUAAAUCACAGGUGAAUCAUUAGCUGACAGAAAUGUGUGAACGUGUAAUUACAUAAAACCUUUAGCUCCUCUAAAUCUAGAAAUCUUCCCUUAAAGCAAUAGGUGGUUCAGUGCUUGGCUCGUCCAAAUGCAACGUCUCUGUUUCUGUUCGUUUUUGUUUUUAGGUGCAGUUUAAGCCAAAGUCAAAUACUUUCACCCAUCUCUUAGUUUGAGUAUUUCCUUUUCCAUUCCAUAACAAGUUUGUUUGUUCAUAUUAAACUGUAGUUGUUUUUGUUGUGCACAUAUAAAUUGGUGAUUAACGAUGUUUGUUGUUGAAGAUUUCAUUUGUGGACAACCAAAAUUACCAAGAUAUUUUUUUCUUUUCUUCUCACUGUCAGCCAAGAGUGACAUCUUCAGCAUUUUUGUCAUAACUUGUGAAUUGAACACUCUGGCUAAAGGGUAUUUUAUAUUUAAAUAAAAUACGUUUGCCCUUA
Molecule: messenger RNA, 3718 nt
Organism: Oryzias latipes (Japanese medaka)
Lineage: Eukaryota; Metazoa; Chordata; Actinopteri; Beloniformes; Adrianichthyidae
Gene: suz12b
Product: SUZ12 polycomb repressive complex 2 subunit b
Cellular component (GO): RSC-type complex; nucleus; ESC/E(Z) complex
Molecular function (GO): chromatin DNA binding
Source: RefSeq, a predicted model, not a curated record